ACAUUCAGCUACACCAGCAACGUUCGAUCCUCUUCUAUCCUAUAUGGACACCAUUACAUUUGUCGGCUUGCUCUACUGGCUGUUGUGCAUGAUUUUAUUCGGUCCGGCAAUGUUCUUUGUGGCCGUUUAUCUGCCAGAACUUCCAGUGCGUUAUGUGAAAAGCCUGAGGCAGCAAACUUAGUAGUUUCAGGCAAGUGGUGCAUGGUUUUAUACAGCCAUAUACGUAAUGGUAAUGAUGUACAACCAGCGAUCGAAGUGCAUCUAUAAUAAAAGUUUAUUUAAAAGU
Drosophila subobscura is the source of this 286-nucleotide messenger RNA. RefSeq lists its product as uncharacterized. NCBI's taxonomy places the organism in Eukaryota, Metazoa, Arthropoda, Insecta, Diptera, Drosophilidae. The transcript has a single exon. The record is from RefSeq and is a predicted model, not a curated record. Bases 44 to 181 code for a protein of 45 amino acids.